Protobothrops mucrosquamatus (brown spotted pit viper) is the source of this 1563-nucleotide messenger RNA. It is a transcript of the gene PMPCA, whose product is annotated as peptidase, mitochondrial processing alpha subunit. Gene Ontology annotation, cellular component: mitochondrion. NCBI's taxonomy places the organism in Eukaryota, Metazoa, Chordata, Lepidosauria, Squamata, Viperidae. The record is from RefSeq and is a predicted model, not a curated record. Gene Ontology annotation, molecular function: metal ion binding.
AUGGCAGGAGGGGUAGGUCCUCCUUGGCUUCUCUUGGCAGAUGAGGAAAUCGAGAUGACUCGAAUGGCGGUCCGCUUUGAGCUGCAGGACCUGAACAUGAGGCCCGAUCCAGAGCCGUUGCUGACCGAGAUGAUCCACGCAGCAGCUUACAGGGAAAACACCGUGGGAUUGAACAGGUUCUGUCCGGCGGAGAACACUGAGAAAAUCGACAGGACGCUCCUCCACUCGUACCUGAGGAAUUACUACACACCCGACAGGAUGGUGUUGGCUGGUGUGGGAAUCGAACACCAGCAGCUUGUGGACUGUGCUCGCAAGUACUUCCUGGGAGCCCUUCCGGCCUGGGGAAGCGGAAAAGCCGAGGAUGUGGACAAGUCGGUUGCCCAGUACACUGGCGGGAUCCUCAAGCUUGAGAAGGACAUGUCAGAUGUGAGUUUGGGGCCGACCCCCAUCCCAGAGCUGGCCCACAUCAUGAUUGGACUGGAAAGCUGCUCGUUUCUGGAGGAAGACUUCAUUGUCUUUGCCAUCUGCCACAUGAUGAUGGAGGGUGGCUCUUUCUCUGCUCCUGGCAGAGGCAUGUUCACCAGGUUGCUGUCUCCACUGGAGAGAGGGCUGAGCCCUGACAAGACGCAGUUGCUGAUGAUGAUGAACCUGGAGUCUCGGUCGGUCAUUUUCGAGGACGUCGGGAGACAGGUCUUGGCCACGGGAGGGAGGAAGCUGCCGCAGGAGCUCUGUGUCCUGAUUGACAAAGUGAGUGCCGGUGACAUCAGGCGGGUGGUGACGAAGAUGCUGCGGAAGAGGCCGGCAGUGGCUGCCCGGGGGCUGCCCAGCUACGAGCACCUCCAGGCCGCCCUUGCCAGCAAGGACGGACACCUUCCCAGGGUGUAUCGGCUGUUCCGUUAAGGUUGCAGCUGCCCCACCCAGGGCUUUGGUCGAGACGACCCGUUGCUUGCCAAGUGCUUCUCUGCCAAGAGGGCGGCUUGGCGCGCACACUGGGCAUUGGAGGAAGGUGGUCACCAGAGCUAUUUCCACGUCUGUUCAAAUUCUGUUCAGCUUUAAAAUAACUUAUUUUGUGAGAUUCAAAGCCUUCAAUGGGACCAGAAUGGUGGGGAGUGUCCCUGCUCUUGGCUGGGUGUGCAGGGAAAUCAGAGUACAGCUCCAUUUGCUCUUGGCAUUUUCUGCCAGUGGGCAUCGAUGUCGCCCUUUCGGAUUUGGAGUGAUGUGGGUUUGUUUGCCACCAUUGAAGCACUUCGCAAGAGACAAGUCCUGGAAAUAGAUCCCUCGCAUCAAAUGCUUCUCAUUUCUUUUCUCAUUCUCGGCUUCCAGUUCCAGCAAGAAUUAAAAAGUUCCAGUAACCUCAGCAGUUCUUAAAUUUCUUGCUCAACCCUCAGAUAUGAUAAAAUUUAUUUCUGAUCCACAGCCAGAAUCAAUGAAGUUCCCCAAAAUCAUCUGGAAAGCUUCAAAACGUUUUUGCUACUUUUUUUUGCAAGCAACUUUGCGUUGGAUGAGGGGAAUUCCUCCAAUGUCUUUUGGGCUUGGAAAUAUCCAUAAAUAAAUGGCGCUUCC